Messenger RNA from Acinonyx jubatus (cheetah), 3546 nucleotides. RefSeq names its product centriole, cilia and spindle associated protein (gene CCSAP). Gene Ontology annotation, cellular component: spindle; centriole; axon. Gene Ontology annotation, biological process: regulation of mitotic spindle assembly. Bases 572 to 1408 code for a protein of 278 amino acids. Lineage: Eukaryota; Metazoa; Chordata; Mammalia; Carnivora; Felidae. The transcript is spliced from 5 exons. The record is from RefSeq and is a predicted model, not a curated record. Gene Ontology annotation, molecular function: microtubule binding.
GCGACCGCGGGGACUCGUUUCUGGGAGAGGAGAGCAGCGCAGGGGUGUCAGGAGGGGAGCGCAGAGGGUGCGACCCCGGGGGGGCUGCACCGUUCACUGGACGGGGCAGCAACCCCAGCCCCUAACUGACGCCUCCCGCGGUGGCGGGCGCCUGGGACGGCGCCUACUGGGGACGCGGGGGCGCGGGCGCCUGGGCCGGGUGGGCCGGGGACGUGGGCCUGGGGCCCCGGGCUGGCAGACGCGCUGCACCCCCGCGCCUCGCGCUCGGCACCGAAGCGGCCGCCCCCACGCAGCGGGCGGGGGCCGAGACCGGGAGCGCGCGGGGGAGGCGUCUGCUCCCGGGGACUGAGGCGGCGCCUUCGCCUGCCGGCUGCCGCAGGGACGCGGGCCGCCGCGCCGUCGGCGACAUCUUGCUCGGCAGGAAAGCGCGGGGGAGAGCGGGCCGCUCGGAGCUGCUGCGCCACGCGCGCGGAGGACGGGCCGGGGACGCAGGGCCAGGCCGGCGCGGGACCGAGGAGGCGGCGGCAGCGGCGGAGCGGAGCCGCGCGCGCUCAAGCCCGCGGGAGGCACCAUGUCCCCGGGGAGCGGGGUGAAGAGCGAGUACAUGAAGCGCUACCGGGAGCCGCGCUGGGAAGAGUACGGGCCGUGCUACCGGGAGCUGCUGCACUACCGCCUGGGCCGCCGGCUGCUGGAGCAGGCGCACGCGCCCUGGCUCUGGGACGACUGGGGCCCGGCCGGCGCCUCGGACGACUCGGCGUCGUCGGCGUCGUCGGGCGCCGGGGGCCCCGCGCCCCAGUUCGCCCCCGCCUCGCCGCCGCCGCCGCCGCCCGCGGAACCCGCGGCGCGGGAGGGGCCGGAACGGCGGGCGCGCGGGCCGGCGGAGGAGCAGGGCGCGGAGGCGGCGGAGGCCGGGGAGGCCCGGGACGCGGCGAGCGCGGAGGCGGCGGACGUGGCUCUGCCAGCACUGCCAGUGAAAGACAUAAAAGAAAAACCUGAACAACAGGCCAGAGCAAAAGAGACUGACAAGUUACCCAGCAGUACUGAACCUCGACAGCAACCAAGUGCCUUAUUUGCUAGAGGAAAUAGGAAAGCAGCCAAAAGUCCUCAAAGAUCAUCAACUAAAAUAAAGGAGAAGAAGCAUCCGUUUGCUCUUUAUGGGUGGGGAGAAAAACAGACCGAUACCGGAAGCCAAAAAACUCACAACGUCUGCGCGUCUGCCCCCGUGCAUGAGAUUCACGAAUCAGCACUACGAGCCAAGAACAGAAGACAGGUGGAAAGAAGGAAACUGGUCACUCAGAGGCAGCGCGCUCACUCUGUAGACGUGGAGAAAAACCGAAAGAUAAAGCCUUCCUCCUCGGAGAACCCAUGGAUGACAGAGUACAUGAGAUGCUAUUCGGCAAGAGCUUAAAGGCCGAAACAGUCGCUUGGACAGCCUCUUCAAAAGAGUGUAAAUGAAAAGAAAGAAGAAACAAAACAAAAGAAAACAGACAUAGAUUUAAGAAACCAGCUGAUUAUGCAAGGUUUUCCGUAGGGAAUGUCCAAAAGAUUGCUCUAUUUCAGUGAACCCUGGUCACCUACCUCAGCAGUAGGGCGACAGUUGAAGCCAUAGAUAUUUGGUUAUUUAUGAAGCUCAGUCCCUAAUAUUUGAUAUUCUUUUAAGGGUUUUUGUUUUAAAGCAUCUUAAUCUUUUCAGAUGCCGCCACCGAAUGCCUUUAAAUGGCUACUGAUGCUUAACAUUCAGUCUUCUCUGUCAGUGUAGCCGGAGCCUGUUUUCAUCCUGUCCUGAGUAACUUUCCAGAUUCCAUAGUGAGGAAGAUCAUUCCGACCUGUAGCUUAAGACUCCUUUUCCUUACGCGUGGUUUUCUUCGUGAAAGAACGGCUCAUCGAAAGGGAGUUUCGACACUAACAUCGAUUCCUUGUAUAGUGACGCCAGAACCCCCUGAAAAAGUAAACUUAUUCAUCUUUCAAUUAUGGCACCACUUUACACAGACCGUGAUAUUUAAGAAUUAUCUGGGCUGGAACUCAUUCGUAACAAAGCCUUGACGAUGUACGUUGUUCAGACUUCCGCUGAAAUGCAUUUCUCCCGGAUUCCUAGCCAGUGGAAUGAGACGAUGGUGGUGUUUGUCUAGGCACGGAUGUUGAGCAUGUAAAUAAAGCGCUCCUUCCCUGGUACAUUUCCUUUGGGGUAGAACAAAAUGGUUUUAAGGAAUGCUGGUUUCCAUCCAGCUGAUAACAGGAAUCUACAGGAAGGAAGAGUGCCGAAUUCUCUGGAAGAGGGAAAAAAGGUCCUUUGCCUGGGCCAGGUUAGCACCUGUAGAUGGGUGAAUAAAAUUUGCUAUUAGGUGUGAGGUUGAACAUUCCCUUGCUGUUUUUACUCUGGAUCUUUGAAGUGUUGUCAAUUUUUACUCUUUUUGUUUUUGUUUUUUUUUUUAAGUAGGCUCCAGGCCCAGUGUGGGGCUAGAACUCGUGACCCUGAGACCAAGAAAGAGUAUGCUCUACCAAUUUAGCCAACCAAGCCCCCCACAGUCAAUGUUUAGAACACAAAUAUGUUGUAUUCCACAUAAAAUCUUCACACGAUGUCCUCUUACAACUGUAUAAGCUUUGAAAACUCAAGAAUCGUGAGCUUUAAAAAAAAGAAAAAAGACUUUUUAAAUACUUGCAUCGUUCUGAGGUGAAUCCUUUUACACAGAGAGCUCUCCUAAUCAUUGAGAUGGGUAUUUAACAGGAAGUUCUAUAUGUUGGUCCAAAACAACCCUGCUAAUAAUCCUGGUGAACGUUACUGUCGUUAUUAAAGUCCUUAUACACUGCAGGUACCUAACGAUCAAAUUAACGUGGCAUUGUGAUGGUGCAGCUGACUGUGAAAACUGUUCCUUCCAAAGCCCUUCGUGCUCCUUUGUGUUUAGGCAUCCAGCUCAAGCAUUCCUGUUGCACCUGACAAUCUCCGGGAAGAUGGCCUUGGGUGUAGGUCAGGUUCCACACUGACGGGCUGCCUUAGAAACCCGGCUUCCUCUCGGCUUUACCACGCCAGACUCCCUCCCCUUUAGGGAACAGACUCGUAUUUAAUGUGCUUCCUACUGGCAACUCCAGAUGGAGACAAAACCUAGACGGCAAUAUUGGCCAGUUUUACCCCCUUUUUAAGUAGAAGACCAAUGGACAGGAUUUUUAAAGUACUUUUCGUGUGCAUGAACAAUGAGUACAUCAGCCUGAAUUAACUGUGAGUCCCCUUCCCACGUCCAAGUCAUUAGUUGGUGAGGGUGUCUUUUUAGGGGUGAAAAUCACCUUUGGAGCCCAUGAAGUUUUUUAAGCGGUAACAAUUUGAUGGUCUGACUGUUCCCUUCAUUCUAGAAACUCAUGUUCCUAAUUCUUAUAAAUCGUGUUCCUAAUUCUUGGGACAGCGUGGAAGACAGCAGGCUAGUUUAAAAUUACCUUUCAUGUUGAAAAGUCUGAAACGGAAAAUCCAGUGAGAAUAUGGAAUAAAAUAAUUGCUGCCUAAGAUUCUCUUUUUUAAAUUUUGGUUUUAAAAUUAAAAGUUUGCCAUAAACAUGG